Messenger RNA from Poecile atricapillus (Black-capped chickadee), 774 nucleotides. RefSeq lists its product as uncharacterized. Lineage: Eukaryota; Metazoa; Chordata; Aves; Passeriformes; Paridae. The transcript is spliced from 2 exons. The record is from RefSeq and is a predicted model, not a curated record. The coding region runs from base 1 to 774 and encodes 257 amino acids.
AUGGGAGAGGUUUGGUGGUUGUGUAGAAGCCAUAGGGGUCAACCAAGAGUUGUGGUGGUCAACCAGGAGUUCUGGAGAUCAACCAAGAUUGAUGGUGGUCAACCAAGAAUGAUGGAGAUCAACCAAGAAUCAUGGUGGUCAACCAAGAGUUGUGGUCAACCAAGAAUCAUGGUGGUCAACCAAGAAUCAUGGUGGUCAACCAAGAAUCAUGGUGGUCAACCAAGAAUGAUGGUGGUCAACCAAGACUUUUGGAGAUCAACCAAGAAUGAUGGUGGUCAACCAAGAAUGAUGGUGGUCAACCAAGAGUUUUGGAGAUCAACCAAGAAUCAUGGUGGUCAACCAAGAGUUCUGGAGAUCAACCAAGAGUCAUUGGGGUCAACCAAGAAUCAUGGUGGUCAACCAGGAGUUGUGGUCAACCAGGAAUCAUGGUGCUUAACCAAGAAUCAUGGUGGUCAACCAAGAGUUCUGGUGGUCAGCCGAGAGUUGUGGAGGUCAACCAGGAGCUGUGGUCAACCAGGAAUCAUGGUGGUCAACCAAGAAUCAUGGUGGUCAACCAGGAAUUGUGGUCAACCAGGUGUUGUGGUGGUCAACCAAGAGUUCUGGUGGUCAACCAAGAGUCCUGAAGGUCAACCAAGAUUUUUGGAAAUCAACCAGGAAUCAUGGUGGUCAACCAGGAGUUGUGGUCAACCAAGGGUUGUGGUGGUUGACCCAGAGUCCCGGGAAGAAGAUGAUGGGAUGCUCCCAGAAGUCCUUGAGAUGCCUCCAGCCAACUGA